AUGGCUCGUCUUCUUUUGCAAUUGUUGGCUUUACAAUUCAUUUUUAUUGCAACAGUCUUCGGUCUGUUUGGAUCAUCGAAUAAACUCAAAGGAGCAACUAAAUAUCAACUUCAACAAAAAGUUCUUACACUUGGUUCAUCAUAUACCAUCAAAGAUGAUCAUGAUAAACCAGUUUAUAAAGUUGGAUUUAAACAAUUAGGCGUAGGUAAACAUCUUCAACUCACUGAUGUCUCUGGUGCUCAAGAAUUUUAUUCUAUUAAACACGUUCUCAAUCCACUUGGUCUUGCCAAAUAUGAAAUUCGUAGUCAUAAUCAAGUAGUAGCUGAAGUAAAUCGUAAAAUAAAUCUUAUUGGUGGUAAAAAAUUUUCAGUUAAAUCAAAACAUGGUACAUUUAAAAUCGAAGGCAAUUUUCGAUCACGUGAAUUUAAAAUUAAAAAUGGUCAUCAUCUUGUUGCCACUGUUUCAAAGAAAUUCUUUGCUAUUGGUGAUAAAUAUGGUGUUCAAAUUGAACAAGGUCAAGAUGUACCAUUUAUUUUAAGUUUGGCCAUUGUCAUUGAUGAAGUAGCUCAUGGAUAA
Messenger RNA from Rotaria socialis, 576 nucleotides. Lineage: Eukaryota; Metazoa; Rotifera; Eurotatoria; Philodinida; Philodinidae. The record is from the annotation of a GenBank genome assembly.